Messenger RNA from Schistocerca gregaria, 2402 nucleotides. RefSeq names its product serine protease snake-like. Gene Ontology annotation, biological process: proteolysis. Gene Ontology annotation, molecular function: serine-type endopeptidase activity. Bases 198 to 1262 code for a protein of 354 amino acids. The record is from RefSeq and is a predicted model, not a curated record. NCBI's taxonomy places the organism in Eukaryota, Metazoa, Arthropoda, Insecta, Orthoptera, Acrididae. The transcript is spliced from 7 exons.
AUGGAGUGCGGAGUGCGAUGUAGAUAGAUUCCAACGCAGGCUCCCACGAUGGCGCCUGCCAUUGGCCACUGCUCGUCCGUACGUCACGGACCCUGACCUGCGCGCUAGCAGCCGAGUGGCAGUAGGUAAACAGUCUUCCGAAUCCAUUUCUUCUCCAGAGGUGUCGGCAAUUGGCGGCUCGCAGUUUUGCAUCAGACAUGGACACUACUGGAACGACAACUUUCGUGGUACUGGCAGUGUGCGCCACGGCCAGCGCCAUCAUGUUCAGGGGAAACGCGAAGCCCUCCAUAUACAAUGACUUGGUUUGUCAGCUGCCCGACGGCUCUGGUGGUGUGUGUCGUGCUGCCAGUGACUGCCCAUCAGUGCAUUCUGCUGAAGCAUGUGUUGCCAGAGGUCUUGUCUGUUGUCCCAGUGCCACAUCCCCUGCACCUAUCACUGGUGUUGGCAUCAAAAGCAAACAGGAAUGUGAGAAAAGUGCACAACUAGCAACAGUGAGUGAGUGCCCACCGAUUGAAAUGAUUCCUGGCAAGAAUGUGGCUGUGCCAGGCUUAUUCCCCUACUUGGCAGCACUAGGCUACGGUAAUCUGAGUGACAAUAAGUGGUAUUGUGCUGGUGUGCUUGUGAGUGAAUCUUACGUCCUCACUACUGCAGGAUGUCUAAAUAGUUCUACACUUGGCAUUGUGCAACGUGUACGCCUGGGUGAUGUUGACUUAACAACACCAAGCGAUGAUGAAGCUGUGCAGGUGAUUGAUGUUGAAUGGGUAAUCCCACAUCCUCUCUAUGAACGAAAGUUCAAGUUCCAUGAUGUGGCUGUCCUCCAUUUGGACACACCAGCCGAACUUAGCUCACGUGUUCGGCCUACUUGCUUGAAUACAUUAAGACAGCUGCCAACAAAUCACGCAAUUAUAACAGGAUUUGGAGCUGAAAGUUUUCAAUCAACAGAUUAUGGCAUUGCACGCUAUGUAGAUGUCACUGAAAUACCUGCAUUGCAGUGCCAAAAAACAGACCCAUUUCGGGUUAGGAGUUAUAUCAAAGUUAAUGGAUCAAUGAUAUGUGCUGCAGAUAAAUAUGGUGGCCGUGACUCUUGCAGUGGUGAUUCUGGAGGUCCACUUCAAGUUCGGCUUGACAAGCCUCACUGUCAGUUCAGUGUUGCUGGAUUAACUUCGUGGGGAUUGGUGCCCUGCGGGUUGCCAGGCCAACCUUCCAUGUAUACAAGCAUUGCUGAAUACUUACCAUGGAUUGAGUCAAUUGUUUGGCCUUAAAUAUAAUCAGUCUGUUUGAGAGAUAAUAUUAUUCAGAUUUAUAUGAAAACUAGUACCCUACACUUCACUGCACUCAUUGAUUCACUGUACAGUUUAAUAUUUCAAGAAAUCACAGAUGAAAGAGAGAAUGAGAGAACAUAAGAAGUAGAGAAAGCAUUGUUGGAAUACAGAAGAAAAUGCAAAUUUUGCAUUUAUGACUAGGAAAUUAUUACAAGCGAGCCAAUAUGACAAAGAAGAAUAGAAAAAACAGUUCCACCUAAUAUCCAUAACACAAAUAUAUUUGUUCUUCCUGUUCAGUUUUUCACUGUCACAAAUUUUCAAUGGUUCUGGAAGGAAGGAACAAAGUUGGUUUUGUUCCAUGGCCAUGGUAUUUCUGCCAUAUUGUCAUAACAGUUCUUAAGAUUUUAAAUUUUUUCUGACUUGAAAAAGUUGUUGUGGAGAGAGGGGUUGUGGCCAAGAAUCAUUAUGUAAGGAUAUAAGGUAGUGCAUGUAACAGAUCAUUUAGGGUUUUGUUUACUUGCAGCCAGCAUUCUAGCAGUGUUCUGAAAGUUGCCAACCAGCCAGCUGCAUGUAAAUACAAUAGCAGUUGCACCAAUUGAUACACAAAGCUAUUUAUGUCCCAUGAAGCAGGUCAGUAGUUGUACAAGACAAAUGAAUUAAUACACUUCAAGAGUUGUACUGUAAUUUGUGGCUGCAAAUGUUCUCCUCACUUCAUUCCUGAAUAUAAAUUGAUCACGAAUGUAAUCAGAGUGUAGUGUAUCCUUUGUCUGGUAUCAAAGAUCAAAUGAAAAUGGUAGAAAUAGAUAAACCUGCUCAACAGUAUGCUGUGAAUACAGAUAGAUUCAGUUUCUAAAGGACAGACUACAAAAAUUAUGGCUGAUAUAUCAAAUUUAAUCCUACAGAUCAAAUUAUUAAUUAAUUUGUUAAAUACUGACUUGUUUUCCUGAAAAAUAUAAUAGCAAUCACUUUACUGAUGAGUGUAUUAGUUCAUGGGUGUGGAUGAACACACUAUUGCUUGAUAAGCAGACUGACCAUGAAAAGUUUUAAUUUUGUUCAAACCUAAGUUAUGGUAGUAAUUCUGGUUGUAUUUCAUAUUUAAAAAAUGCAUGCUCUAUGUGAAAUAAAAUACUUAAACAGCAA